CAUACCGUGUUCUACAAUGUCUUGAUCGAUGGGUAUUGUCGGCGCGGGGACAUGGGCAGGGCGCUGUUGCUCUUGGGUGAGAUGGAGACCAAGGCGUUACUGCCAACCCUGGUAACGUAUGGGACUCUUAUGAGCUGGCUCGGGAGGAAGGGUGAUCUGGAGAAGAUUACUUGUUUGCUUUCGGAGAUGCGAGAAAGAAGGUUGUCGCCCAAUGUCCAGAUUUAUAACAGUGUCAUCGAUGCUUUAUGCAAAUGCCGGUCUGCGGCUCAGGCAAUGGCGGUCUUGAAGCAGAUGUUUGCGAGCGGCUGCGACCCAGAUGUCGUCACUUUUAAUACUUUGAUAUCUGGAUUGUGCCGGGAGGGCCGUGUUCUAGAAGCUGAGCGUCUUCUGAGGGAGGCCAUUAGGAGGGAUGUAAACCCAAAUCUAAUUAGCUAUACUUCACUGAUUCAUGGCUUCUGCACUAGAGGAGAAGUGAUGGCUGCAUCUAAUUUGCUUGUGGAAAUGAUGGAAAGAGGGUAUACUCCUGACGUGGUUACAUUUGGUGCCCUGAUUCAUGGUCUUGUUGUUGCUGGGCAAGUCAGCGAGGCCUUGCUUGUUCGUGAGAAGAUGACAGCGAGACAGCUUAUUCCUGAUGUUAACAUAUACAAUGUAUUGAUUAGUGGCCUAUGCAAGAAAAAGAUGCUUCCUGCAGCUAGGAACCUUCUCGCGGAGAUGCUCGAGCAAAAUGUCCACCCUGAUAAAUUUGUCUACACCACAUUGAUCGAUGGGUUCAUUAGGAGUGAGAAUCUUGGUGAGGCAAGGAAAAUCUUCGAAUUCAUGGAACAAAAGGGUGUACACCCUGACGUUGUUGGCUAUAAUGCUAUGAUAAAAGGAUACUGCCAGUUUGGAAUGAUGAAUGAGGCUAUUCUAUGCAUGAACAGCAUGAGAAAGGUUGGGUGUAUCCCAGAUGAGUUUACAUAUACUACACUUAUCACUGGCUAUGGUAAACAAGGUAAUAUCAUUGGAGCUCUAAGGUUAUUGUGUGAUAUGAUGAAACGAAGAUGCCGACCAAAUGUUGUUACCUACUCGUCACUAAUAAAUGGAUACUGCAAGCUAGGUGAUACAUAUGCUGCAGAAGGUCUGUUCGCAAGCAUGCAAUCUGAUGGCCUGUUUCCAAAUGUGAUAACUUAUACCAUUCUAAUUGGCAGCCUGUUUAAAAAGGAUGAAGUGAUCAAAGCUGAUGUGUAUUUCGAACACAUGUUGCUUAAUCGGUGUUCUCCUAGCGAUAUCACACUGCAUUGCUUAGUUACUGGUCUCACUAACAGUAUGGCUUGUAUCAUCAGUCCAAACUGCAGUAGUACAGUUAAGAUGCAUGACAAACAUGCUCUUUUGGACAUAUUCAAGGGUUUGGUUAAUGACAAAUGGGGUCCAAGAAAUUCAGCUUACAAUUCUAUUAUCUUUAGCAUGUGCAGACAUAAUAUGCUUGGAAAGGCAUUGGACAUAAUAGAUAAGAUGGCAAACAAAGGGUACUCACCAGACUCUGUCACUUUCAUUUCACUUCUGUAUGGCUUUUGUUCUGUUGGCAAAUCAAAGGAUUGGAGGAGCAUCCUUCCGAAUGAAUUUCGGCGAGAUCAACUUGAGAUAGCCUCGAGGUACACAAUACUAUUUAACCAAUAUGUAGCAAAAUCAGUUAGUUGUGAAGUCUCUAGUGCCCUGCAGUUAUAUCUCGAAGAAUGUAGAUCCUCAUAACAAUUGGAGCAUAAGUUUGACUAAGGAAAACAUUUCCUCGAUUCUCAACCUCAGCAAAUCGAGACAGUAAGAUCAGGAUGGUGUGUAAUAUAUACCUACAGGACAUUCCCACCAGCACUCAAAGUUGGUAAUGCUAUUAGCAUAACUAGAUCUUCCAUGGAAUUGGUCUCACUGAAGCUCGAGAAGAUGCCGUUUUCACAUUUGCGUCCAAAAGGGAAGUGGUCUUCAGUUAAGCAGGUGAAUGAGCUGUGCAUCCAGCUGUAGAGCUACGCUCAGGGUUAUCAGAGCAUAGUGUUCCUGAUACUUACCAACAUUGGGAGGAGCUUUAUAGAACUGCUUUGGCUGUUGGAAUUUGGUGUACACAAACACUCAACAGCGGUAAGAGUGUCCUGAUUCCAGAAGUUGGCUGAUCUUCCAUGAGCCUACAGAUUUGCGAGGAGGAAUUCGGGAUUUCUUGUGAGCAAAAGAAGGUUGACGGAAGCAAUAUCCGUCAUUAGACCUGUACUAGCAAGGGACAGAAAACUAGGGCAUCUACUUCAACUGAAAGUUGCAUCCGCACUCUGGUUUGGUGAGGCCUGGUGCUCUUUCUCAGGACCGAGGACCAAAAAAUUCCGAGUUUGAUUCUAGUGGUAACUGAAAAAACUAUGGAGUGAUGAAAUUCUGGGUCAUGUAGGUACAUCACUUCUAGGGUGUAUAUCACUUCAGCAUACUGAUGGCUGGAACAACAAAAGGUAACACAAGUUAAUACAAACUGUUGGAAUGUUGUAUCAUCACUAGCGAGUAGGGAGGAGCCCAGUAUCUGAAAAGUAUACUAUAGAGCGAUAUCAUCACUGCUGUACAGUAUUCAUCUGAAAUUAAUGAGAAAGAAAAAACCCUGCAGAA
Messenger RNA from Lolium rigidum, 2610 nucleotides. Its product is annotated as pentatricopeptide repeat-containing protein At1g52620-like. The transcript is spliced from 2 exons. Gene Ontology annotation, molecular function: protein binding. The coding region runs from base 52 to 1728 and encodes 558 amino acids. The record is from RefSeq and is a predicted model, not a curated record. Lineage: Eukaryota; Viridiplantae; Streptophyta; Magnoliopsida; Poales; Poaceae.